Molecule: messenger RNA, 450 nt
Organism: Besnoitia besnoiti
Lineage: Eukaryota; Apicomplexa; Conoidasida; Eucoccidiorida; Sarcocystidae
Product: sjoegren syndrome nuclear autoantigen 1 family protein
Exons: 4
Coding region: 1-450 (149 amino acids)
Cellular component (GO): ciliary basal body; centrosome
Source: RefSeq, a predicted model, not a curated record
AUGACGAGCACAACGAAUUCCAAUCUGCAUAAUUACAAUCACGAGCUCGUGGCCUGCAUCGACGAUCUGCGCCGCAAGCGCGAAGAAGUCAACCGGCAGCUUAUUAAAGAAGAGGAGGACAAAGCGAAAGUGCAGAAAGAGAUUAUCAUUCUGCAAGAGCGGCUCCAGAAGCUGAACGAAAGCCUGGCUCGCAAAAUCCAGGCGAGAAACGAGUACGACAAAACCAUCUUGGAAACGGAGGCAGCAUACACGAAGGCAAAAUCUGCACAGACGCUGCUGCACGUUCUCAAGCGAGAGUCUGUACAUCUCGGCAGGAAAACGGCGGGCGAUCCGGGUGAUGUGCCAGGAACUGGUCUUUCAGGAAUUGGAUCAGAGUUUGUACCCGGCAGCGUACCCGAGCAGCGCCAACGACGCCUGGGAGGAGCCAAAUCGGGUUCUGGUGCUUUUUAG